This is a messenger RNA of Penicillium diatomitis, 738 nucleotides long. RefSeq lists its product as uncharacterized. Bases 1 to 738 code for a protein of 245 amino acids. The transcript has a single exon. NCBI's taxonomy places the organism in Eukaryota, Fungi, Ascomycota, Eurotiomycetes, Eurotiales, Aspergillaceae. The record is from RefSeq and is a predicted model, not a curated record.
AUGAGAGCUUUCGGGUCAAUCAUACAAUUAAUCUCGCUUUUUAGCACUGUCAGCUCGGCAGGUGCACUUUGGGGCUCGCUCAGAUAUUCAACUCACCAACAGCAGCCGUUAGUCUCGGUGGGAAAUCAGCAGCACUCGGUCAUGGAUAAGCUUGUCCCAGCUUUCCUGAAGCCUCAGGGUUCAGCAUCUGGUGGCGACCUCACUACAGGGGACGACCGCCCCGUCGUAUCAGAUGUGCUGCCGAAGACCAAGGGGAUCAAUAUAUUUGCGCAGCUUACUCGAGAUUUCGACUCCAUCUCGUCUCGCCUGAAUGACGGCUCGCGCAAUAUUACCGUUCUUGCCCCGCGCAAUAGCGCGGUGCAGUCGCUUCCCCGCAAACCUUGGGAGGAUCCCGAAGAUUACGCCAAACUCGGUGAGGUCAAUGCAUAUGAAGGGAACGACGGCAAGGAGCGUGCCAGGGACAAUUUACGUCGAUUUGUUGAGAACCACAUCGUCCCUAUCAGUCCUUGGCCAGCAGAUGAAGAAGUAGAGAGCCUGGCUGGGAAGAAGCUGAAAUGGACCAAGGAGGGGGACAAGAUCAUUGUGCGCCCCCUACGAUCAGAUUUAAAGCAGAAUCAUGGACUGACGCGUGAAUCGCAGCUUCAACCGGGCAGCAUCGAAGUUGACGCAGUGGCCGAGAAAGUAGCAAAUGGAGAGGUCUGGGUGCUUAAUGGGGUCAUUGAUUCCAAGUCGGGGUAG